Messenger RNA from Thermothielavioides terrestris NRRL 8126, 9143 nucleotides. RefSeq lists its product as uncharacterized. Lineage: Eukaryota; Fungi; Ascomycota; Sordariomycetes; Sordariales; Chaetomiaceae. The transcript has 7 exons. Gene Ontology annotation, biological process: DNA repair. Gene Ontology annotation, molecular function: protein binding; protein serine/threonine kinase activity. The record is from RefSeq and is a predicted model, not a curated record. Bases 228 to 9083 code for a protein of 2951 amino acids.
UCGCUCCUCAGUAGGGAGUUCGCGGCAGUGGUUGAUGGGUCGUCCGGUAACUAUCGGGCUGUCCUGAUUUCGUGCUGGCUGCUGGCUAUUUGAUGCUUGAUCGCUGCUCGCCUUUGGGUGCCCACAGUCCGUCGCAUCUCGCUCCGAGCACGGUCGCGCCGCGAAGUGAAGAACUGUACGGAUAGAUCGCCAGCCUCUGCGGUUGGCUCCUCGGACGGAAAGCGAGAAUGCCGCGGGCCAAGAGCUACACUGGUGACACAAUCAAUUUCAAGCAGAUCGCCGGACUCCUCACCAGUUCCACCGCGACCACACGCAAGGACGCCGUCGAAGAUUUGCUGGCGUAUUUCAAGGCCGUCGAUAAUGGGCCCCAGAGCCAAAGGAAUCCCUUUGACGACAAGUCCUAUCAUUCGCUCUACGAGGCGCUAUUCCGCUGCAUUCUGCUGGAGAAGGAGAGCUACUUCAAGAAGUCGGCGAAAUCGAGCGCCAAUGCCAGCGCCAGACUCGAAAAGUGCGCCGAGGCGCUGCGCACGGCUGUCCGCCAUGGAGCCACCAAGAUCAAGCGCAAGACGGCCAAGGCUAUCAUCGACCACAUCACGCAAGUCCUUCCGGGGCCUGAUGACAGCUACGUCGCGCCUCUCCUCAAGAACUACGUGAAGGCCCUGGUCGCUUUCCUCGAUUUUCCGGCAAACGUUGAAAACCUGGCCGCCUACUCUGUCGAGACUUGGGACGCGUGCGUCAACUUUUGCGUCGACGCCCUCUCCCGCUAUCUCGAUACCGGCGACCGAGACAGCGGGUCCCUGUCCCGCGCCUCUCCAGCCCCUGGAACGACUGUGAGGUCUGGCUCUGUUGCCGUAUCCCAAGGCUCUGCGCCCGGCCAGAUAGGGAGCCAGACUGCUCUCGAGUUUUUGACGUGCCUCAACUCACUGGUGGCCGCCCCGAACGCGCCGGUGCCGAGGAAGGCAGACAGGGUGUCGACCGUGGUGCUGCAGAUCCUCCAGCUCAAGCAGUUGAAGAUUGGGGAGCUCCAAAAGGUGGCCUUCUCAACCUUCAAUGCGGUCUUCCAACGCGUCCAAGCCGAUGACGUCGCGUUGUCCAAGAGAAUGGUCAGGAAUCUCAUUCCCCUGGUGUCACAUUGGUGGCAGCCUCGGGCCCUCUCCCGAGACGCGAUGCUGAACGCUAUCCGCGAUGAGAUGCUCAAGACCAUCUAUGGAACGCACCUGUAUGUCGAGAGCCUGCUUCGGGAAUCCGCCGAUGAAUCCUUCUUCCAGGAUGUGGAAGACUUGCUGGAUGCUUUGUGGUCCGACUACUCGCGGCGGGAGGAGCGUGCCCGACUUCAGCUCGACGACCUGACGUUCACCGGGAUGCGUCUUCCCCCCGAUCACCCGAGCACUACAGUCUUCAGACUCCGCCCAUACAACCAAACAGGCGAGCAGAACUGGGCUCUCUUGGAGGUCCUCGCUAUCUUGGAAGCCGCAUACUCGCGGCACUCUCAGCGAGAGCACAGCCAAGAGCAGCCAGAGAACGGCCAGCCCCGGAAGAGACGCCGAAUGGCUGGCAGUUCAAACAGAUUGCACCAGAAGAUCCAAUCCCUAGACCCGGCCGUCCGCCUGUCUGCCCUGCAGCUCAUCCCUUUCCUUGCCAAGCGGAAGGAGCCUUCUCUGGAAGACAUCGUGGAGGCGACGGGGGAUUUGUCCAGGUCUGUUACAGCCAAGCAAGGACUAGUGGCCUCCUGGGCCAUGCUCGCUUGUGCCAGUCUUGCCGCGCAUGAGGCGUCAAGACAUGCAUCUCUCGGCGCGUUCUGGAAACAACUCUGGCAACUCGGCGUCCGGUCCCUGUCUUUGCCACCCAUGAGUCGCGCUGCAUGCGUCCUGCUGCAUUCGAUACUGAAAGCGAAUCUCGUCCCCAGACACGAGUUGGCCGACGAUGUGAACCAGAUCGUCACGACGGCCGACAUCAGCGGGCCUGCAGUGCUGGUGGAUUCGUCCCUGGUUUUGAUGCUGAGCUUGCUCCGGCUUCGCAACAACAUGUUCCCCAACGCAAGCCAAGCCACCUCCAACCACAUCAUUCGAUGGGUGUUUGUCAGGUGGAGUCCUGCCGAAUUGAUAUACGCCUCCAUGUACGCCGCGCAUGCGACACCUUACGACCUCGUCAAUCUUUUGCGGGCUUGCUAUGGAGCUUCUCCCCUUACCAUGGCAGCGCCACUGCGCUUGUUUGGCGGCCCCAUCGCUCAGUUCUGGAAGAGCCAGGCAGAAUCCCACGCCUUCGUUCGGUACCUCCUGCUUCUAGACCAAGAAGAUGGGCCGGAACAUGCCACAACACUCCCGGCCGAAGAGCAGCUGGCUGAACCUCAGCAGGUCGUUGACCCGGCAGGAUCCCACGCGGCAAGGAGGUUGGCGUUGGAGCUACUCUACCCCAAGAUCGAGGAACUUCACCAGCUGGCAGAGUCGUGGCAGAAGCGCGGUGGAGAAGGCGCCAUACCCGUCUCCACCGAGCGACUGCAGAGCAUGGUUCUCGCGUGCCUCACAGGAUCGCUGCUGCUGCCUGAGCUGGCCAGCCUCAAUUCAUCCAUGUCCAGAGACCUCGAGGCAGCUCUUUUUAGCAUUGUGGAUGCCACGCUCAAAGUGAUCCUCGGCGCUCCCGCAAACGAGAACUUCUUUGAGUUGGUCCUGACAGCUUCGGCACCGUACAUACCUCCCUUGACCGAAGCCCAGCUAGUCUCGUUGAAAUCCGAGCGGCCGCAUCUCCUGAAGUAUUUCGGGAAGCUUUCUGGUGCGCUUCACGAGAGGUCACGCCGAGAGUCCUCUGUCCGUAAUCCCGAUGUUAUCGGGAUCGACGACGAUGAAUUUGAAUCGCAGACGAGUCAAAGCAGCACGACCUCCAGAAGCAAGACGCUGCCCAGGAGGGAUGUGCUCCUCUGCCACACGCCCGAGGCUUUCUACCUGGAGACCAGCCUCCGAAUACAUUUCCUGGAAGUCAUACGCUUAGACGACGGCGAACUUGGCCGCGUUCCCGAGUCUAUCGUCGACCAGCUCCUGGAGCUCCCGAGUGAGCAGUUCUUGUCAUGCCGGUUGUUCAUGCGAGAGCUCUUCACAUCGGAUGCCAUGACCCCCCUCGAGACUGCCAUGAGAAUCCUGGAAGCGGCUGGUCGCGUCAUUGGCCAAGACGAGUUCAAGCACUGUGACGUGGCAUUGUGCAACUGCCUCGACAUCAUGGAUAGCUUCAUCAGCGUGUGGACUGAUGAGGACCUUGAGAUUGCAACCAUGGCCGGGGAUCUAUACCACUACUUGGUGAAGAACUGCCUCCCAAAUAACUGGCUGUCAACUGCAGUACAGAUUCGUCUCUCCAGCUUGCUCUUGCACCUGUUGGAGGUCAAAUCGACCUACGCCGCGAGCUUGAAGCUGCCGUCCGUUCGGUCUACACUCUUGGGCAUCCUGCAGGACGGGGCCAUGGAAGUAAAAUACUUCAUCGGGCGCAACCUUCCCAAGAUCUUCGGACUCUAUGUCCUUAAGACCCACGACGACAUAUUCGUUGAUGUGCUAGAAAGCCUUCCGUCCGACCCCGAAGUCGGCGAGGGGAUCGCAUUCCGAUUAUUCGUUCUCGCAGAACUUGCCUGCCGGUGGCCUACCCUGUUGCGUCGUUGCAUAUACCACAUCUUUGAGGCUCCGGGGAAGAUCUCACAAUCCGCAAAGUACGCAGCCAGCUGCCUCAAGCGGAUCUCGCGGACGCUGCAGCUCAGCGGACCCCAGGAGCUGUUCAAGCUCUUCGCACCCCAGUUGCUAUACACCUGGCUGGAAACAGAUUCGAUUCAGAAUAUCCCAUUCGAGAUCUUCGGCUAUCCAAGUCUCCGUGACCUUCUCCUUGAAGCCCAGACAGAAGCUGCCGCCAUCAUGUUUAUGCGCGGCCAAGAGCAGGAGGCCCGAGAUUUGGCUCAGUCCCUAGGCCUGACGCCCGAGCAGAUGGUCCAGCAGAGUUUCACCAAAAUCAUCGCCUACAGCAUAGCGCACGAUAUCAGCGUUCCCGGAGGUGCGGACUACGUGACCGGAGAGAGCCGGCUCCGGAAGAUACUCGGAAAGGAGGGCUUCCUCUCCAGUAUCCACCUCAACUUUGCCGACAUCAUCGCCACCUUUUUCGACACCUUUGAUCAGGAAGACCCUAUAGAGAAGGCGUUUCGACGAGACGAUCGGUUUGCAUACGCCGCAAACAGCAUGGAGGAGAUCAAGAAACUGGGACAUCUGCCAGCCGCAUUGCCUCCGAACCAGCAACCCAUGUUCAGGGCCAAGUACUUGCCGAGGGAAAUCCUCCAUCUGUGCAGCCGGACCCCAUACGAGCCAGAAACGCUGUGGACACCCGCCCUUGUCGUCUUCGUAGCCCGCAGGCUGCUGAACACGAUACAUCCAGCGCUCGGUCCACUACACGCCUGCUCCGUACUGCGCAAGAUCCGCGUGCUGAUAUGCAUGGCGGGCGACCACGCAACGUCUGCGUAUCCUCUUGAAAUGCUCUUGCAGUCUCUCCGAGCAUUUGUGGUGGAUCCGGAGUGCGCCGACGAUGCUUUGGGCAUGACGCAGUAUCUCGUCCUCAAGGGUGACAGUCACCUCAGGCAGACGCCCUCGUUCCUCGCCGGAUACGCACUCUCCAUUCUAGCAGACCUCCGCGUCUUUCUUGAGUCGAGCCAGUCCAGCACGACGCAGGAGAGCCAAUUCAAGGCGACCAUGACCAAAGCACAGCUCUUCCAUUCGUGGUUUUCCAAGUACUUGGCCAACUACGAUUCCCCUGCUUUCCAGGACGAGGCCCAGAAACUCGCCUUCAGGUCCAUCACGCAGUCUGCCGCUCACAUCCGUGCCUCGGGCAAUGCGGAAAGGGGGACGCAUGAGAGUAACCUGCUACUGGAGAUCUUAGAAGACUGGGACCGGGAAAACCGGCUGCUGAACGAGCCGGCGCGUGAUGUCGCUCUUUCCAUGCUGUGUGGUGUCUUCAAAGUUCCUCCGUCGAGCAAGCUCGAUGUCAUUGAGACGGACGAGGACGCGCUCAGCCACAGUGCUGUUGUCUGGAGAAGUUGCGCCUCCCAGAGACUGAGCGGGGAGUACCUGGCCUGGGCCGGACGUGUCCUAGGCCGCUCAUUUGCAGCAUCUGGCGAAGUGCCCGACGAGCUGUUGCGUGAGUCUCAGCUCAAGGAGUACCGCAGACUGUCCUCGGACAUCGGUAGCUCGGAAGAGGCCCUGCUGAAUCUCAUCGAAGCUCUGACCGUUAGCGGCGACUGCUUCACGGCUGGCCUAGCCGAGGCCGCCCUGCGUACCGUCGUCUCCGAUGCCAUUAGUGAUGAGGACCAUGAUCUUCUGAGCGCCUGUCAGCAGAGCCUCUCAGAGCCUCUGCUGGUCUCGUCAAACUGGGACCCGUACCGCACGCCGCAAUCCGACUACUUCAACGUCGAUCAUCCGGCUGCUGCAGAUGUGUUUGCGGCCAAACAGCUCGAGAGCCCGAACUGGUCGCAACAAGUCGCAACGCUCUUGGCCCUGUCGGUGCCAGAAAUUGUGACGCUGAGGGUGCUGCCUCCCAUCCUGACUAAGGUGAAGGGCUUCGCGGACCAGGCGUUUCCGUUCGUCGUCCACCUGGUCCUGACAUACCAGCUGGACAAACAGCAAGGAAUCAAGCGGCAGCUGUCUGAGGCUCUCAAGGAUUGGCUGAAUUCGACCUCUGUAGCGGCCAAGGAAAACUUGAAGCUGCUAAUCAACACCAUCCUCUACUUGCGAACCCAGCCUCUUCCAGGCGAGACGUCGAUCGCAGAUCGGGGGCACUGGCUGGACGUCAAUCUUUCGAGCGCCGCGGCGGCUGCCACCAGAUGCGGCAUGUUCAAAGUCGCGCUCUUAUUUGUCGAGCUGGCCAAUUCCGAGUCGUCGAGAGGGUCGCGGCGCUCCUCCGCAAUCAGAGAGAUCGAGGACUCGAGCGAGAUACUGCUGGACAUUUUUGAGAACAUCGACGAUCCGGAUGCGUACUACGGCCUCAACCAAGACGCUUCGCUCUCCACCGUACUGUCUCGCCUGGAGUACGAGAACGACGGCGCCAAGAGCCUCGCGUUCCGCGGGGCGCAGUACGAUAGCCACUUGCGGAGUAGAGAUGCUGCCUCAAGGCAGGAUGGUCAGGCUCUCGUCAAGGCCCUGAGCAGCCUCGGUCUUGCCGGCUUGUCCAACUCGUUGCUUCAAGCACAGCAAAGUCUGGACGGGUCCUCGGACUCACUGGACGGGACAUUCACGACUGCAAGGAGGCUCGAAAUGUGGAACCUGCCAGCCCCGUCAAGCACCGACAACUGGGCAGUGACUGUGUACAAGGCAUAUCAGGGCAUCCACCAAGCCCCAGACGUUGACGCCGUCAGAAGGGUCAUUCAUGACGGUCUUAGGAGCACUGUCCAGCACCUCACCAGCCGCAGCCUCAACACCUCCACACUGCGGCAUCAGCUCGGCGCACUCGCUGUCCUAGCGGAGCUCGACGAUGUUUUGAACGUCACCGAUCAGUCCGAGCUGCAGCACACAUUGCAGACCUUCGAGCAGCGGUCGAAGUGGAUGAUGAGCGGCCGAUACCCGGAUGUUAGCCAGAUUCUGUCCUGCAGAGAGACAACACUGAGCAUGUGGAGCCAGCACCACAAACUCAGGGCUACCAGGCUGACUCCCGCAGACGCACGCCUCGUGCAGGUCCGCGGGAUGCUGCUCUCCUCCGACAUCUUUCGCUUCCACCGCGCAAAUCAAGAAACACUCAAUCUCUCUACGAAGUUAACGGAUCUCAUCCCGUCCAGCGAAUCGCUGGGCCUCAGCAUCGAUGCUGCGGUCAGGAUGGAAGCUGCCAAUUCGCUCUGGGAUCAUGGGGAAAUGAUCUCUUCCAUCCGAAUGCUGCAGAACAUCGACAAGGACUCGUCCCUGAAGAAACAGACCGUCCCAGUCAGCCGUUCUGACCUCUUGUCCAAAAUUGGAUAUCAGGUCUCCGUCGCGAGGCUGGAGAGCCCAGACAGUAUUCAGAAGAAGUACCUCGAGCCAGCGCUCAAGGAGCUUAGGGGCAAGAUUGAAGGGAAAGAAGCCGGGCGGGUGUUCCACCAGUUUGCCAUGUUUUGCCACGAGCAACUGCAGAACCCCGACAGCUUGGAGGACCUAGCGCGUCUCCAGAACCUCAAGAAGGGCAAGGAUGAGGAAGUGGAGCAGUUGAAGGCCUUGAUUGCCAAUGCCAAGGACUCCCAGCACAGGAACCGAUACUCGAGCCAUCUCGCGAAAGCCCGGCAAUGGCAAGAUCUCGAUCAGCAAGAGCUUCGCCGCGUGGAGCAGACGCGCUCCGAGUUCCUCAGGCUGAGCUUGGAGAACUACCUGCUCUCCCUGGCAGCGUCUGACGAGCACAACAAUGACGCGCUGCGCUUCAUGGCACUGUGGCUGGAGCAGUCCGAAGAAGACGUCUCGAACGAGGCUGUCAAGAAGUACAUCGGCAAGGUGCCAACCCGCAAAUUCGCGCCGUUGAUGAAUCAACUGUCAUCGCGGCUGCAGGACCAGUCGGUUCUCUUCCAGAAACUGCUGAUCGACCUGGUCUACCGCAUCUGCGUCGAUCACCCCUACCAUGGGAUGUACCACAUCUGGUCUGGAGCCAGGACCCGCGUCAACAAGGACGACGAAGUUGCAGUCUCGCGGCAGAAAGCGACAGACAGGGUGGCAAAGGCUCUGACCAAGUCGGAGACCGUGUCCAAGAUCUGGCCGGCAAUUGACCAGACGAGCAGAGCCUACCAUGCACUCGCCAUGGACCGUGAUCCUAACAGGUACAAGGCCGGGGAGAAGAUGGCAAUCAAGAACUCGUCUGUAGGACAGAACUUUUUGAGCGUUCUCAGCAAGUACCCGAUCCCUCCGCCGACGAUGCAGAUCGCCCUGUCAGCAAGCCUGGACUACUCAGACGUGCCGAUGAUCCACAAGUUUGAGCCCGAGAUGUCCAUCGCCUCUGGCGUCAGCGCACCCAAGAUCAUCACGGCUGUGGGCACAAACGGCCAGCGGUUCAAGCAGCUCGUGAAGGGCGGCAACGACGAUCUACGACAGGACGCCAUCAUGGAGCAGGUCUUUGCGGCCGUAUCCGAGCUCCUCAAGCUUCACCGGACAACGAGACAACGGAACCUCGGCGUGAGAACGUACAAGGUGUUGCCCCUGACGUCCUCGUCCGGCCUCAUCGAGUUCGUCUCUAACACGGUUCCCCUCCACGAAUACCUCAUGCCCGCGCACGAGCGUUAUUACCCGAAGGAUCUCAAAGGCUCGCAAUGCCGCAAAGAGAUAGCCAACGCCCAGACCAAGACCACCGAGACCCGCAUUGCCGUCUACCGCAAAGUCACGGAACGCUUCCACCCGGUCAUGCGCUACUUUUUCAUGGAGUACUUCCCGGACCCGGACGAGUGGUUCCACAAGCGCACCGCCUACACGCGCACGACGGCCGCCAUCUCGAUGCUGGGCCACGUGCUCGGCCUGGGCGACCGGCACGGGCACAACAUCCUGCUGGACACCAAGACGGGCGAGGUGGUGCACAUCGACCUGGGCGUCGCCUUCGAGAUGGGCCGCGUGCUGCCCGUGCCGGAGCUCGUGCCCUUCCGCCUGACGCGCGACAUCGUCGACGCCAUGGGCGUCACCCGCACCGAGGGCGUCUUCCGCCGCUGCUGCGAGUUCACCCUCGACGCCCUGCGCGAGGAGGCCGCCUCCAUCCAGACCAUCCUGGACAGCCUGCGCCACGACACGCUGUACCAGUGGUCCAUCUCGCCCGUGCGCAUGGCCAAGCUGCAGAAUGCGCGCGCCGCCCCCGCGGCAGAGGGGGGCGGGGACGAAGGAGGGGACGGCGAAGAAGGCGGUGGUGGUGGUGCUGCUGUUGCUGCUGCGGCAGGGGCCGGCGGCGGCGCGGCGAAGGAUCAUCGCAAGGCGCGCUCCGUCAACGAGCCCAGCGAGGCGGACCGCGCGAUCGAGGUCGUCAAGAAGAAGCUGAGCAAGACGCUCAGCGUCAUGGCGACGGUGAACGACCUGAUCAACCAGGCGACCAGCGUGUCGAACCUGGCGGUUUUGUAUUCCGGUUGGGCGGCGUAUGCUUGAGUGGAUAGUCAAGACAGAUAGAUAACCCAGCAAAGCUGUGUAUCAUGGACCUAUUUGUUG